Anneissia japonica is the source of this 1108-nucleotide messenger RNA. Its product is annotated as enkurin-like. Lineage: Eukaryota; Metazoa; Echinodermata; Crinoidea; Comatulida; Comatulidae. Bases 92 to 850 code for a protein of 252 amino acids. Gene Ontology annotation, molecular function: calmodulin binding. The transcript is spliced from 3 exons. The record is from RefSeq and is a predicted model, not a curated record. Gene Ontology annotation, cellular component: acrosomal vesicle.
AACUUCUGGGGCAUACGUCGUUUGGUACCCACAAAGCAAGGAGAGUUGCUUGUUUCUGUUAGUCGAAAUAAAAAAAAAAUACCCGUUCAUAAUGAUGACAGAAAGUAUAUACAACCUUAUUCCUCAAGAGGAAAUCAGGCCUCCUAAAAAAGCAAUGUACCAAUCACAAUUUCGUAGCAAAGUGAAAGAAGAAAAAAAGACCAACAAGUCACCAAAUCGGACAAUGGGACCAGCCAAGGUAGACUUACAUCAAACAUCAGAAUUUUUAAAGAAGCGCUCUGGAGAACCUAAACUUCCAGCUUCAGAGCCCUUUAAAUAUGCAGAUGAUGAGAGAAAGCGGCCUCCAGUACCAAAAGCCAAUGAGAAACCAUUGAUGGGACUGAAGUCAAAUAAGGAUUUUGUCAAAACAAAUGCAGUUGAAAACAUUAUGUCAGUUCCUAGGAAGCCAGCUGCAAACUUUGCUGACACAGUCCACGGAUCAACACACCCACUUGAACCGUCGGGCCUUGUACCUGUCUACACAUCAAAAAAGAAUUUUGGUAAAGUCCCUGAAUACCUUACAAAGCGAAACGAGGAAGUAAGGCGUGCCCAAGAGGAAUAUGAUGACUAUAUCAGGGAGCAUUAUCGUAGAGGCGCCAUGAAGAACCUUUCAGAAUCUGAGAGACAAAGCAUAAUUGACGGGCUAAAGAAAAACUGGGAAGGAAUCCACCAUCAGUACCAGGGCUUGUCAAUGGUAACCGACACUGCACCAAAAAAGGCAAGGAAAGAACGACUUGAAGCAGAAAUGAAACAACUAGAAAGAGACAUUGAACUGCUGGAGAAACACAAUGUUAUUUAUAUUUCUCACUAAGACAAAUCAGAUUUGGAAUUAAACAAUGUUUUUGACUCAACAAAUACAAUGUAUAUACUUUCAUCAAUAGUUCCACAAAAGUUGUUGUAGCUUCCCUGAAAAAAGCAUUUUCCAAACAAACCAAAGUUUGAUGAAUGUUCAGUGAAAAAUAUAAAGUAAAUAUGUACUGUAUGAGAAAUUCAUGUUGGCUGUAUAUUUUAUAUUUUGCAAUAUUCGUUGCAUGUAAAUAAAUGUAUUAAAAUAAAAUAAGUAAAUGUA